GGGCGGGUGGCGGCGGCCGGUGCGGCGCGGCGCGGGCCGCGCGCUCCCCGCCAGUUGUGACGCGGGGGACGGGGGAGAGCCGGCGCGGUGCACGUGAUCUGGGAUCGGGACUCCCGACGGUGGGAAAAGGGCGUGUGAGAGGAGCCACGUGAUAUCGGCCACGCGUGGAGAUCAGCCGAGACUGGUGCAUGGCCGUGACUGAUCCCUCAUGAGCGGAGGAGGGCGCCGCGGGGAGGCCACCUCUUGCGGACGAUAUGGAGCCGGAGCUGCAGUGUCCGGUGUGUCUGCGGCAGCUGGUGCGGCCCGUGCUGCUGGCCUGCUCGCACCCCGUGUGUCUGGGCUGCGCGCGCUCCCUGGCGCGGCCCUCGGACGAUGAGCUGGACAAGGAGUCGGUGUACAGCGAGGCGGACAGCGGCGUGGUGUGCGGCAGCCGCGGCAGCAGCGCCGGCGGCCCGGAGCCCGGCUGGGUGAGCUGUGUCACCUGCGGCCGGCCCUCUCCGCUGGACGCGCUCCGGCCGUGCCUCCUGCUGGAGCGCCUGCUGCCGCUGUUCGGCCGCGCCUCGGCGCCCGUCAGCUGCCAGCUGUGCGAGGGCGAGCCGCGGCCGGCGGCCGUGCUCUGCCAGCAGUGCCGCGUCCACUACUGCUCCGAGUGUCAGCGCCGGUGUCACCCGCGCCGCGGGCCGCUGGCCGAGCACAGCCUGCUGCCGGCGCCGGCGCCCGGGCCGCCGCCGCCGCCGCCGGCCGCCGACCCGCUGCGCUGCUGGCGACACCCCGCCGCCGAGUACGAGCUCUUCUGCGCCGCCUGCGACGAGCUGGCCUGCGCCGAGUGCCGGGCUGACGGCGGGCACAAGGGCCACGAGCUGCACCCGCUGGCAGACGCCGUCAAAGCUCAGAAGACGGCGCUCUCGCGAACACUUCAGUCUCUCUCGGAGCGGGCCAAAUCUGCGACAGAGGUCAUCCACCGGCUGAGGAAGGCGCCAGAGACAGUCGGCGAGUCAUGCGCCGCUCUGGAGCAGGCCAUUAGUGACCAGUGCGACGCGCUGGUGGCCGCAGUGAUGGCCCGAAAACAGCGACUGCUGGCGCACGUCCGGCAGGAGAGCCAGCGCAAAACGGCUGCGGCCAGGGAACAGGUCACCUCGUGGACCGGGCAGAUCCAGCGCACCACAGGAAUACUGCGCUUCUGCAUCGAGACGCUCAAAGAGCCCAACAGCGUGGCCUUUCUGCAGAUGGGCGGCAAGCUGCAGUCUCGCGCCGACUCUGUGCUCCUCAGCAUUGAUGAGGAGCUGAAGGCGCUCACUCAGUCUCAGUCUCAGUCGCAGUCCCAGGUGGAGCUCACGCUGGACACGACCUCUGUCGAGCACGCCAUCAAACACAUGUCCUUCAUGCAGAUGAAACCGCCCGGCCCGCCGGUGAUCGUCCACGAGGAGUGCUGCUCCGAGAACAACAGCGUGGUCCUGUCGUGGCGAGCCGACGCCGCCAGUUUUGUGGAGGGUCACGUCCUGGAGCUAGAUGACGGCGGCGGCGGACCCUUCACGGAGGUGUACUGCGGCUCCCAAACGGUCUGCACCAUCGACGGGCUGCACUUCAACUCGGUGUACCGGGCGCGGAUCCGCUCCUACAACGCCACCGGGCCGGGCCCCUACAGCCAGCCGGUCAGACUGCAGACGGCUGAAGUGGCGUGGUUCGCGCUGGACCCGGUCGUCUCCCACCCGCAGCUGCGUUUCUCCGACUCGGACAGCGCCGUCACCUGUGAGAGCUUCGAGCCGUGCGUGGCGCUGGCCACCACCGGCUUCUCCCGCGGCACCCACUACUGGGAGUUCACUCUGGAGAGAUACGACGGUAACGCCGACCCGUCGUUCGGCGUGGCGCGGCUCGAUGUCACCAAGUCGCAGAUGCUCGGAGCUGACUCUCUGGGCUGGAGUAUGUACAUUGACGCCCAGCGCUCGUGGUUCAUGCACUCGGGCCGGCACGAGGGCCGUGCUGAGGGAGGGGUGCGCACCGGCUCUGUGGUGGGGGUACUGCUGGAUCUGGCCACCAAACAACUGAGCUUCUUUGUCGACGGGCGGCCGCAGGGCGGCGUGGCCUUCACGGAGCUCUCCGGCACGUUCUACCCGGCCGUCAGCAUCAACCGCAACUGUCGGGUGCGUCUGCGCACCUCGCUCGAACCGCCCACCAGCGAUCUGUCCGGCUCCGACAGUGACGGCAGCUAGGGUAGACAGCGGGAGAGGACAGUUGGCCUGAGGGGCGGGUAGGUCACCCAGCGAGAGACGGCAGGACAGGAUGGGACAGCCGGGGACGGCGGGAAGAGCCGACUCAGCGACUGGCGGAGAGACUCGUUCCUGUGGUGUGGAGCUGUGGUCUCAUCAGUUCGGUUAGAAUGACUGAGAGGUCCCCGAAAGCCCGUGUUUCUCUCAGUGUGUAGAGAGAGUUCGCUGGAUAGGGACUACUGGAAGACAGGCUGUUGAAAUGUGAGUUUAUGUCUGACGCCAGUGAGACACUGUUCGUCCAUGAAGAAAUCCACGGAUGACAAUAUCGCCGCUCCUGACGAAGUUGGCUGAACUAUCGUGGUCUCAUCAGAGGCAAUCGAGGGCUCAGGUUUCGUCAAUGAAACACGCCCUUGUAUAUUCAUCUCAGUUUCUAGAAUCACCGAUAUGUUUGUUACAUUGCGAACGAAGCAUGUUGAUCAUUUUGGUCAGACUUGUGCGGACGUGUUGGAAGUUUCAUAGUGUAUUUUUAUUCGUACCAUGUCGAGUUUUGCUUUGCUUUGCUUCCAACACCCGCGAUCACCUUAUGUGCAUUAUUUGUGCAGCGCUAGUAACUUGAGCUCUCACAUCUAGCGUUGUCAAUUUUAGAAUACGUCCGUGUGUUUACGCUGUUUUUUUAUGUAGUUGUUGCUUACUGCGUCAUAGUUCAUUUGAUAUUGUUUUGCACCGCUGGCAUUUAAUGGUCACCGUUCCUUAAUCCGUAGAGAUCUCGUCUGUGUGUUAAGCUCGCUUCGUUUUUAACCGUCCGAUCAUCCGCUCAGUUUUCCUUUUAUCUUCCACGCGUACUCUGCCGAGUUGCCCGUUUCUCUAUGUGCUUGAUUUUAUUUCCACCUUUGCCUUUCUUAGGUCGGGGUACUUUUCGGUGGGUAUUUUGUUUGUCAUCAUUUGUCAUGUGGUACGCUGCAAAUGCUCGACCCGAUCCCCUCCAGAAUGCCUUUAAACGUAACUAUAGCAGGUAAAAGACAGCGCCUUAUGACAUUCAUCUAAGCGAGCUAGCACUGCGCGUUGUGGGAGCAGCCGUUGCUCCCUAUUACCCUGAGCAGUAGAUGCUACACCGAGAUGUGAUAUCAGAUCAUUUUCCUCUCACAAAACCAUUAAAUACAUCCUUUUCUGCUAUAUCUUACCAGAGUACAAGCCCAGCCUUUUUAUCUGUGUUCUGUGUGUGUGAUUGAACUCUGAUGUCUGUAAUCUUCGUGCUUUGAAGGACCUCAUAUUGGUCCUGAAACCAUUUUGUAUCGAUGUUGUAACGACACCAUACAUUUGCCGGGUCAAAUGACUAUGGUUGUCCCACAGAGUCUCAUAGAAGCUCCUUGCUCUGCUUCCUUACAUUGCUCAACUGCCUUACAAGUGUUAUACUGCCCUGUGUGUGUGUGUGUGGAACGCCCGAUACUGCCUUGUGAGGAGUGCAAGCGUUGCCAGCGUUCUGUGUGUCGUACGCGGUGUCUUAGCCGAGAAUUCGUUUGAGUGAAUGUUGAACGUGAUACCUGAUGAUCCUCGGUAUGCUACGCAGUCAGUGAGUGUUCAGUGUGCAGCGAACGUUAUCAAUAUAAAGUGAGAGCAUUUA
This is a messenger RNA of Amphibalanus amphitrite, 3828 nucleotides long. Its product is annotated as E3 ubiquitin-protein ligase TRIM9-like. Gene Ontology annotation, molecular function: protein binding; zinc ion binding. Lineage: Eukaryota; Metazoa; Arthropoda; Thecostraca; Balanomorpha; Balanidae. The transcript has 9 exons. The record is from RefSeq and is a predicted model, not a curated record. Bases 255 to 2210 code for a protein of 651 amino acids.